Messenger RNA from Carassius auratus (goldfish), 3192 nucleotides. RefSeq lists its product as uncharacterized. The record is from RefSeq and is a predicted model, not a curated record. NCBI's taxonomy places the organism in Eukaryota, Metazoa, Chordata, Actinopteri, Cypriniformes, Cyprinidae. Bases 1269 to 3185 code for a protein of 638 amino acids. The transcript has 2 exons.
UAUUGUUUUGGAGAUUCCCAAUUUUGAGAUGGGGUCACCUAGUCACAAUAUUUCCAAUCGUGUCUCACUGGGUAACUGUGAUAAUGAAUCAGGUAAAUUAAAGAUUGAUUUGGAUGAUUUACUUGUUGAAGGCCUCCAGAAAGACUGGAACAAAAAGGUCAAACGACAAAAGAAGAAAGACAAGCGUCGAGAGAAACAGAAGAGGAGAUCAACCGACGGACCAGCAGAAAAUCGUUUCUAAGAUAAGAAGAAUAAUUCGACUGGUGCGAAGACAAGAAGGCAUGAAUAAGAAGAUAAUAAAAAUGAUGAGAGAAAUCAUUAAUUGUAUUGAGUUGGUUAAUGUUGAUUUAGAGUUACAGUCUCUGGCAAAUGGAAUCGAGGCCUUGAGAUUGCAAACCUCUGUUGCAAGACCAGAAAACCCUUAAAAGGUAAUAAUGAGAUAUAUGAAUUGUUAGACAUCAACUUUUAAAAAGGCAGUAUUAAGAAAUGUAUGAUGUUAACAUUUGCUCAACAGUUGAGACUGUCACGUACGCCAGUUGAGACUGUCACGUAUGUUUGCUUUUUGCUAAGAUAACAAUGAGUGUGCAAGGAAAUGCAUCUUGCAAUCUGGGUUGCAGGAUGGACUUUCUUUCUAAAAAAAUGUAUUGUAAUGUGUUUAAUCUGAUUAACACAGGGAGGAGGAUGCUGUGCAGUGUAGCAAUAGUUACUUACUUAGCCUACGCCUUAAGAUUUUGUAACAGCUUAAAGAAAAGAUUAAUUUGCUUUAAUGGAAAGAAGAUAGAGCAGCAAUUACUUAAUGUAUGUGUGCAGAAGAGGGGUUGCCAAAAAAGGAAAUGUUAACUUCCUGUAUCCAUAGCAACCCGACUGUUAGUGUGUGCGUGCAAGCGGAUGUGUUAAUGUGUUUUACCAAAAGGAGGCAUCCGGAAGAAAUGAUGUAUUGUUUUUGGGGACUAUAUAAUGUUAUGGUUUGGACACAUCCCCUGCCGCAUCUCGGGGUGAAGACUUACGCUUUUACUUUUGUUUUUUACUUGUUAAUAUUUUGCUUAUGAGUUAGUGUUUAAAAUAAAGCGAAGCCAUGUACAAUGGUGAUGCGUAAAAACCUUUAAACAAGUCUCUGAGUAAUUUAUUACGAGUAAAGUUAUUAUUCUAGUUUGUUCCUGAUUCUGUAUUGCCAAGCUCUGCAGAGGCAAAGACUCAACUGAGCUGAUCUGGUUCUGGUGGGAAGAAGUGCAGAACUCUCCAUUGCCACAGAGAAGACAUCAAAGGAAAUGAAGAGAGCAGAGUCACUCGAGAGCCUCUCAGAAGAGCUGGGGGAGGCCAAAGAAAUCAUCGAGAGGAUGAAGAAACAACGGCGCAUCUGCAAAUGGAUGAGUAUAAUACUGUGGAUGUUAAUAAUUCUAGGAUUAUUAUUAUUAAUAUUAAUUAGAGUGAGCUUUGUUCUAGAGUGGAGAAUUUUUACUAAUUCUUUGAUAUUAGCUGAGAUUUUAGUUCAACAACAAAAUGUUUCAGGAUUUGAAGUUUCUGUAUGGGCAACUGUUAAAGGAAACAGAACUAAAAUAGAGAACAAAACAAUAGGUUUUUGGAGAUGGCUAGAUAAUCUCCAUGACAAGAAGAAUGAUUACUACAUGGUUAGAAAACCAAAGGUCAAACUAAAGAGCACUGUAAAAAUAAAACAUUGGCACAGUAGUGACAUUGAAGUAUAUGAAGAAAAUAGUUUUAUCCAAGAACAAGAAGGGAAUAGGACUAUUAAAUAUUUUAUAGGUUCUACCUAUAGAACAAGUGAAAAUGAGGAACUAGGGGGAUGUUGGAUAUUUAGAUCAGCAAAAGAUUUUAACCCCUGGACAAUAAGACAGUGUAAAUAUAAAGGCACUGUUAAAAGAAGUAAGAGAGAUAAAAAUAUGGAUAAAAUAAAAAGUGCAGCAGGAAUAAGGGAAAAUGUUGAAAAAUGGAUAGAAACCAAUGGUAUGUUAUUUAAAGAAGGAAAUUUCAUUGUGUUAACGACAGUAAGAGACCGAUCAGUAGGAUCAAGAAAAACAGGAUAUGCAGAACUAGAAAUUACAUCUGAAACUAGAAUUAGUUUAGAGUUAAAUAAAACCGUACCAUGGAUAUGGAAAAGGAGAUUAGCUUUACCUAGAGUAAAAUUUAAUUUCAAAAUAGGUUACUGGGAAAUAGAUGAAGUUAAAUGGGAAACUGAUGUAUAUCUAAUCAAAAUGGAAAUAAAAGAAACAUUACAAACAGAAAUAGAAAUUAAAAACUAUUAUGAAGAUAAGGUGAAACAAAUAGAACAAUGUGUUAGAAAAGAAAUGGGUAAAAAAUACCAUGGACAAAAAUACAAAUACAUUAAGACUGAUAGUGUUGAUUUUUCCUAUGCUCACUUUUGUGACAAAGAUGAAGAGAAUAUGGACUGUGAUGAUUUCUGUAAUGGUACAGAUCCAAUCACAGGGAAUAAAACAAAUGAGAACUUAAGUAUAAAGAGAAGGUUAUACUUAAAAAGAUUAAACCUUAAUCGAAGGAAAGACAAAGAAGGUAUUUAUAGAAACAAUUUAGUUUUCUUUAGUGAUGCUGUUUUUGGAUUAUUAGGAAAUGAGUGUGGGAGUAUAAUUGAAAAAUGCUCAUCAGGACAUGAUCAAAUUACUAUUAAUCAAAUAGCAUCAGUGUUAUGUUAUUGGAGUAAGGGAAUAGUUCCCUUACCUUGGACUUUUAAGAGAAGUAAACUGGCUAACAAAUAUGAAAUGACUUAUGGAACUGGAGGGGUAAUAAGAAUCGUUAGUAGGAACCCUCAGUGGAAAAUGUUUUAUGGACCAGUAUAUUAUGCAACAAAUAGCAUGUUAAGGUAUAGAGUUCCAAAAGGAGGGAAAAAUGUACCCUUAACCAAAUUAGAUGCUAUAGCAAUUGAUGAUUUGUCACUAACAAUUGAAAGGAGAAAUUGGAAGGAAAAUUGGUGCAAAGCAAAAGAUAAAAAUUAUUAUCUGGGUUUAGACUGGUUGAGAAAUGAUCUAUGUAAUACUAGCAUAGAGAUCAAAGGUCAGAAAAUAAAAGGAGGACCAAGAUGGUUUGAAGAUCCUGGAGAAUUUGUGAAAAAAGGAGUGGAAGGUGUGAAAAAGGCAGCUGAAACUGUGUUUAAUUUUGUUACAACGGAUUUAUGGAGUAGUCUAAUUAAUCUCUUUAUUAGAGCCGGAUGGUAAAUUUUUA